AUGUCUCUUUCUCGCCAACGCCGAUCUGGGUGCACGCAGGCCCCUAUUGGGGUCCGUACCACUACAGAAAAGGCGGAGAAGGUUGUCGUCUCUGUGGAGCCCGUCUUCGUCGAAAGUUCUCGCAACGCAAAGAUUCUAGUGGCGGUGGCUUGUUUGGCCGGCCUGUCUUGGUUCGCCUCUGCUCCUACCCGGAGCACGGUACCUGCAUCCGAACUCGCUGAACCCUAUGCUUUGUGUACUCCCGAUGGCCCGAAGAUUUACACAGUGGAUGAACAUCGUCCGAAUGUCCAAUGCUUGGUGGUUCAAGGUGCCUUCAUCGUAGCUACGGGGAAUCUGUCCGAGAUUCAGCGUCGUCACAGCAGCAAGAGCAACUUGGUUGUUCGAUACACCAAACCCGGGACAAUCAUUGUUCCCGGGCUCAGUGACUCCCAUGGACACAUUCUUGAAUACGGUGCCAGUCGAGAGCUUCUUCUCGAUGGCGCUGCUUCUGUCCAAGACGCCGUUGCACGGGUUCGAGAAUAUGUCCUUGCUAAUCAAGACGUAUACAUAGACACUACCAAGUACAUCUUAGGUGGUGGUUGGGAUCACACCUUUUGGCCCCGAGGUGGAUGGCCUUCUGCCGAGGAUCUGGAAACGGAUUCUAUCCUUAAUGGGAGACCUAUUGUCUUACAAAGUAAGGACUGCCAUGCACUUUGGCUAUCACCCAAGGCUGUGGAAGCCAGUCUUCCUUUCCCUGAUACCCUGGAAGGCGGUGUCAUCGUGCGCGACAAGUUGGGCCAGCCGACAGGUGUUUUCCUGGACAAUGCGCAGGAACUUGUGAAGCAGCCCCCAGUUACCGAAGCAGAUUUAUUGAAGCGUUUCGGGACCGCCGUGAAAGAUGCCCAUCGGUUUGGGCUCACCUCUAUCCACGAUGCUGGUUUGGAUCCCACAUCGUUGAAAUUCUUCAAACGCCAAGCGGGGUUAGGUGAUCUCCCUAUUCGUGUCUACGGCAUGACCUACUUCAACGAAAACGAGGCAUAUUGGGGUAACACUUCGACCCCCGAUGCUUCUGUGGGCCGCGGACGACUCACUGCGCGCAGUGUGAAGAUCUUUGCAGAUGGUGCUCUGAGAACGGGCGGAGCUGCUCUGUACGAGCCGUACACAGAUGAUUCCUCGACAAAUGGCUUUAUGCGGUUAUCGGCUGACACACUCUCCACGGUCAUCGGUCGAUUUCUAAGAGAUGGAUGGCAAGUUAACGUUCAUGCAAUUGGCGAUCGUGCGAAUGGCCUUGUGUUGGAUUCAUUCGAGGCGGCGUUGGAGGGCGUAAAUGUCACUGCAUUAAGACCUCGGCUUGAACAUGCUCAGUUAAUGACAAAGGCCGAUAUGCGGCGCCUCGGGAAGCUGGGUGUUAUUGCCAGCGUACAGCCAACCCAUGUCAUUAGCGACAUGUGGUAUGCUGAAAGCAAACUGGGCGCUGAAAGGGUGAAGGGCCUUUAUGCCUUCCGAGACAUUAUCGAAAGUGGCGCGAGAUUGACAUUGGGAUCUGAUUUCCCAGUUGAAGAUAUGAAUCCGAUGGGCAGUUUCUAUGCUGCUAUUACUCGUACGUCCCUGAGUGGCGAAUCUCCGCAUGGACCCGCAGGCUGGUUCCCAGACCAACGUCUUUCUCGGGUGGAAGCACUUCGAGGUCUGACCAUUGAUCCAGCGUAUGCUUCGUUCUCGGACCAUGAACUUGGAACUCUUGUCGCCGGCAAAAGAGCAGACUAUGUUGUGCUAUCACAAGACAUCAUGACUGUCCCGGCCAGAGACUUACUGGAUACCAAAGUUGUCGCGACCGCGAUAGAUGGAACAGUUGUCUACGGAAGUCUCUAA
Pleurotus ostreatus (oyster mushroom) is the source of this 1848-nucleotide messenger RNA. RefSeq lists its product as uncharacterized. Gene Ontology annotation, molecular function: hydrolase activity, acting on carbon-nitrogen (but not peptide) bonds. The transcript is spliced from 16 exons. Lineage: Eukaryota; Fungi; Basidiomycota; Agaricomycetes; Agaricales; Pleurotaceae. The record is from RefSeq and is a predicted model, not a curated record. The coding region runs from base 1 to 1848 and encodes 615 amino acids.